Molecule: messenger RNA, 3215 nt
Organism: Cricetulus griseus (Chinese hamster)
Lineage: Eukaryota; Metazoa; Chordata; Mammalia; Rodentia; Cricetidae
Source: RefSeq, a predicted model, not a curated record
GGCUGGCACAGCACUGCUGGAGCCCGAGGCAGCACAACCGUGUCCAUGGCCCGCACUCCUCGCCACCGGCGCCUGGUCCUGCCGCUGCUGUGCCUGCUUUUCCAGGGCGCUACCGCCCUCCUGUUUGCGGUCUUUGUCCGCUACAACCACGAAACCGACGCUGCCUUAUGGCACUGGGGCAACCACAGUAACGUGGACAACGAGUUUUACUUUCGCUACCCAAGCUUCCAGGAUGUGCACGCCAUGGUCUUUGUAGGCUUUGGCUUCCUCAUGGUCUUCCUGCAGCGGUACGGCUUCAGCAGUGUGGGGUUUACCUUCCUCGUGGCCACCUUCACCCUGCAGUGGGCCACACUGGUCCAAGGCUUCCUCCACUCUUUCCAUGGCGGCCACAUCCAUGUUGGUUUGGAGAGUUUGAUCAAUGCUGACUUCUGUGCCGGUGCCGUGCUUAUCUCUUUCGGGGCUGUUCUGGGCAAGACCGGGCCAGCCCAGCUGCUGCUAAUGGCUCUAUUGGAGACAGUGCUGUUUAGUGUCAACGAGUUUAUACUGCUCAGGCUCCUGGGGGUGAGAGAUGCUGGAGGAUCCAUGACCAUUCACACAUUUGGGGCCUACUUCGGCCUGUUCCUCUCACGGAUCCUGUACAGAUCCCAGCUGGAGAAGAGCAGGCAACGCCAGAGCUCUGUCUACCAUUCUGACCUCUUUGCAGUGAUUGGGACCAUCUUCCUGUGGAUUUUCUGGCCCAGCUUCAAUUCUGCGCCCACAGCACUGGGGGAUGGGCAGCAUCGGACAGCACUCAACACGUACUACUCACUCACUGCAAGCACCCUCAGCACCUUUGCUUUGUCAGCCCUUGUCAGCAGGGAUGGCCGACUGGACAUGGUCCACAUCCAGAACGCAGCACUGGCUGGAGGGGUUGUGGUGGGGACAUCAAGUGAAAUGAUGCUGACUCCCUUUGGGGCUGUGGCAGCUGGCUUCCUGGCUGGGACGGUCUCCACGUUGGGGUACAAGUUUUUUACGCCUGUCCUCGAAUCCAGAUUCAAGGUGCAAGACACAUGUGGUGUCCACAACCUCCAUGGGAUGCCAGGGGUCCUGGGGGCCCUCCUGGGAGUCCUGGUGGCUUGGCUAGCCACCCAUGAAGUUUAUGGAGAUGGCCUGCAGAAUGUAUUUCCACUUAUAGCCCAAGGCCAGCGUAGUGCCACGUCUCAGGCCGUCUAUCAGCUCUUUGGAAUGUUUGUCACACUGGUGUUUGCCUCCGUGGGUGGCAGCCUUGGAGGGCUCCUGCUGAAGCUGCCCUUCCUGGACUCCCCUCCAGACUCCCAAUGCUUCGAAGACCAGAUUUACUGGGAGGUACCUGGAGAGCAGGAGGCCGAGGCCCAGAGGCCUCUGAGGGCAGAGGAGCCAGACACCCAGGCCUAAUUGCUGCCAGCAUGACACUGUCUUCAGAGGAGAAGAUGGCUCCUGCCAGGCAUGACACUAUUUUUGGAGAAGACAAUGGCUUCUGCCAGGAGGUCCUUUUCAGUCCUUGUUAACAUUUUGCAAGGAAGUCUAGAGCCAGAAGGGACAUACAGUUCCUAGGCAGAUCCCCAUUAGCUUGCACAUGUGGCCAGAAUAGGCCAAAGCCAGCCUAGGAGACUGUUAUCCAACUGGCCAGUGUUACUGUGUCCCAGUGACACCUGAACCAGGCCUACUCUGAGUGGGAAGCUGGAUGAUAAACAACACCAUCACCAAGGACUCUGACACCUUCUGUUUGUGCCUCUUCCCUUUAACUCCUGAGGCCAAAAUCUCGCAGCAGUCAAAGACCUUAGUGUUGACAAAGCCUCUUCGGAUCCACAGACUUCCAUUCAAGGUAUCACAUCCUACUAGGUGUAUGUCCCAACUAGCUCCAUCCUCUUCAGGGGGGCAUUAUUAUCUAAAAAGUCUGUGCCUGUUUUAGCCAGAUAAUGCUGCCCCCAGAUCCUUCCUGGUCGAUCCUUAACAGCUGCCCCGGCCUUCCACUUCUGAGCAGAAUAAGAAAAGGCCCAAGAAGGGCAUCAGAAGGAGUGGCCUGCCACAAAACCUCAGCAGGCGGAGGCAGCUGUUACCUGAUGCCAGUUCACAGUUCUGUCCUGAGUCUGUGAAUCCUCUAAUAGGGAAUCCUCUAAUGAGGCUAUGAGCUGUGGAUGAGGAAGGCACCUGGAUCCUGGUGGCCUAAAUCAUUUGGCCACAAGAGGGCACUCUAAAACCAGCAGAAGCUACCACCUCCAGGUCUCACCUAGGUCCUUGCAAGCUUCCUAGUUGCAUGAGGGUUGGUCCUCAGACAUCCAUGCCACAGCCCUUCCACAUAUCAGAUGAUGCCAGAGACUUCAUCGGUGGGAGCCCCCUUCCCAAAGGAGCUGGGACACCUCUUCCUUCCCCCACUUGACCUGCCAGUGGGCUUCUGGCAAAAGCUGAGCACAGCUACAGAGACAUCUACCUCCAAACUAAGGUUCUUCAGAGCUAGGAACCCAAAGAGGAAGUAUAUGUCCUGGGCCUUAACCCUCGGAGAAAGGUAAAGUUGCCUAGUGUUCCUGGGCUUUCCAGGUUCAGCUAGGGUCGUGGAGGAACAAGCUCUCCAGGGAGGAUUCUCAGCCUUCUCCCCACACAGUUCCCUGCCCAUUGCCAGUUGAGGAGGCCAAGAUUGAAGUAGAAGCUCUAAGUCACUGUGGAGAAGUACCUGGGAGAAUUGGGACCCAGCUCUGGAUGGGCCUGCCCUGCCCCCAGUUGCUUCCCAGACCUUUCUGGUGGCAGAAACCUGUGAACAUUCUUUUACUCAUGACACCAGGUUUCCAGUCUUGUCCUUUCUGCUGCUGGCUGGUUCUGAACUGCAACCAAGCCUUUUCUUCAGGCCUGAAAAUAAAUGGGCUCUUCCAACACUGGGAGAAGCCAUCUCAAUCCUGGAGAAGGGACAUUUGAGGUCUUUUCCAGAUAAGGCAAUUUCUCAGUCAGCUUCAAGUGGGCAAAAGGCUGCUAGUCCCAGGAUGGCCUGACAAAAGGUCACUGAGAAGAGAGACAAGGUGAGGAUACUCAUGAGCUGCGCCCUGUAUAUAUUGUCACCAGUGAGUUCUAAGUUUCAUCACUGCCACAAAACCCUCAAGUGCACAGUGACACAGAUUCUACAACCAGCCCUGGCACCCUGGUCCUGCUGUUCUGGGGACUCUGUCCAGGGCCUAACUCUUUAAAACUACACCUUUGGUUUUUCA